Molecule: messenger RNA, 10679 nt
Organism: Psylliodes chrysocephalus
Lineage: Eukaryota; Metazoa; Arthropoda; Insecta; Coleoptera; Chrysomelidae
Source: the annotation of a GenBank genome assembly
AAAUAAUCCAAUGUAAACAAAGUACCGUAUUACAGAGACCAGUAGUGCUCGCAGUUUAAACAAUAACCUCACUAUUAAACAAUAAUAAUAAUUUAUAUAACACUUAAGACAUGCGUGAAUCAUAACUAAAAAACUUUCGCGGGCGAAGAUUCUAUUUUUAUUAUUGCAUGUUUAUAAAUCGCGAUAGAGUUUAAGAGACUAAUCUCUAAUUUUACGGUUUAAUAUCGGGUAAUGAUGUUUUUGUGGCGGCAAUAACGAAGGACUGGAUAGUUCGAGAUGAGCAUUUUCGCAAAUAAGUUAAUGUGUUUUUCCCUCUAUUUAGAUAACUAUAAAAGUUUGUGUGUCGAGUGAACGAAGUGUGGCCGUGAAAAUAUAGGAAAAGUUGUGAAUUGACCUUUUAGUGAAAUGCACGUUAUAGGAAAUUUAUGCAGAUGAUUCCGUGAAAGAGCAUCCCACUCAAACCGACUUCUCAAAUUUCCUAAAGGACAGUAAACACCCAUCCUCUUAGCCGAGGAUAGAAGUUAUCACCGAGAUGGCCGUUCUCCAGUAGGACAACUCAUUCGCCGCUAUCUGCCCGAUUCCAAUCCACCCCCGAAAUAAUAUGAACGCUUCUUUAUACGAAGAAGAGGAAAUUUUCAGAACGAACGUUACACUAGAACAAUGCCAAGCGCAAUACGCUAACGAGUCGCAAUUCUUAUCCCAACAAUACCCCGAAGGAUAUUGUAGGGUUACAUUCGAUAGGGUUUUAUGUUGGCCACCCUCGCCUCAUAAUACGACAGCGAGUAUCAAGUGUUUCUCGGAGUUGUUUAAUAUCAAGUACGACGAUACACAGAAUGCAACAAAGGAAUGUCUGUGGAACGGCACUUGGUCCAAAUCGAAUUAUUCCACAUGCAGGGAAAUUAUUACAUUACCUGCAGAUGUUGAGACACAGACUACAAUCUACUUCGUUGGGUAUACGUUAAGUUUGAUUACGCUGUUCAUUGCUAUGAUGAUAUUUACUUAUUUUAAAGAACUUCGAUGUUUGAGGAAUACGAUACACAUGAACUUGAUGUUAUCCUAUAUGCUAACAUACUGCAUGUGGAUAGUUACACUUAUUUCAUUGAAUAUUGGAGGAAGCAUCCUAUGUAUAAUCAUCGUAACACUUCUUCACUACUUCCACAUCACAACAUUUUUCUGGAUGUUUGUCGAAGGUCUCUACCUUUAUAUUCUCGUCGUGGAGACUCUAACCAGAGAGAAUUUUAAAUUGAGGGUAUACGCCUUCAUAGGUUGGGGAAUGCCAAUGAUAUUUGUUCUAAUUUGGGCUACCGUAAAGUCCUUUAUUCGUUCUCCUGAUGAUCCUGCUAACACUUGCCGAUGGUUCGACACCCAUCCAAUCGACUGGAUCUUCCAAGCUCCCACGGUCAUCGUACUCCUGCUGAAUUUGGUGUUCCUCCUGUGUAUCAUGUGGGUGCUGAUCACGAAGCUUCGAUCGGCGAACACUUUAGAAACGCAACAAUAUCACAAGGCGGCGAAAGCUCUACUGGUCCUGAUGCCGCUUCUUGGAAUUACUUACGUCAUCACGAUAUACGCCCCAAUGCCGGACGCUUCCAUCAACGUCUUCGAGUGCACGAGAGCCGUGCUCUUGUCUACACAGGGAUUUACUGUGGCUCUUUUCUACUGCUUCCUUAAUACUGAAGUGCAGAACACUUUGCGACAUCAUAUGGAAAAUUGGAAAACUAGACGAUCUUUAGGACCUAGAGGUUUGCGAUCCGGUAGCAGGAGUAAGGAUUGGUCUCCUCGGUCAAGGACUGAGAGCAUACGAUUAUAUAGUCAGCCGACCAACAUCUAUCACAAAAGGGAAUCAUGUACUUCGGAAAUUACUACGACGACGAUAGUGACGGUCAAUGGGGGCGGAACACGACCAACUAACGGCACCCCCAAAGCCAGAAGUCCCUUCUUGUAUCCGCCGAGGCCUAGCUACGGGGGGAAUGUGUAAAGUUCAUCGAAAAUAGUGUCUUGAAUGGUGGCCUAUGGGACGAUAGCGGGUUUUUUAUAUGUUUAUCGAGAAACUAAAUAGUAUAUAAAAUUGCAGUCACAACGUUUUUAAAUUAGGAUGGAUAUGAAAUUUAUAAAUAUAUACUUAAAUUAAUAUUAACUGCCCGAUAUGCAUAGACGUACCAAAAUCUUCUUAUAUGUAAUAUUUUAUUAGGAAAUUUUUGGGGAAUUUGGCAAAAAUAUUUCACAAGUGUACUCUUUUAAAUUUAUUCUGAGCUUUCGAGCAUGGAUAUGCUCAUUUUCAAGGAGCUACAAAAGUUAUUAAGAGGUGUUCAAAAAAAUUGUUAAUUUGAUUAAAAAUGAAAACUAGUUUAAAAAAGACAGAUAAUUGAUACAUUUUAUUUUAAAUUCAUUAUAGAGCAACAUCGAUGUUGACUAGUGAAGGUGGAUAACCUACACGUGGUUCACCACGCGCGAAAAAUAUAGUUUUAAGUCAUAUGUCAAUCAUCAAUUAAACCCAUCAUUGGCAAAAAAUAACACUUUGUGGCCUAUGUCACCUUAUGUUAUGUUGGGAAUGGGGUGUUAAUACACUGCUACCUAAAAGAUCUAUUGUGUCCCCUUCUGUCGUCAAUACACCAAGGAAAUGUCUCAAUGCCUAUAACGACCCUUCCAAUCCUAUUUUCUCAAGAAAGUGUAGGAUAUGAAGUGGCUUUAAGUUAGGUAAAUCUCCCUCUUCUAUUUGAUUUCCUCCUAGAUAUAGUGCCCUUGGAUUCUGGAGUGCUACACAUUCGGUUAGGAUGUGAAUGGAGGUUUCGUCCUCCUCCUCACAGAAUCUGCACUAACUAUCCUCUACUACUCUCAGUUUACUUAGGUGUCCUUUUAGUCCGGUAACAAUCCCUGUUACAAUAGGUUUGUAUCCGAAGCGAGUUCCUAACAUAUUGAGUAUGCGCAGCACAAAAUACCUGUUCCCGCAUAGCAAAGUUCCAAACAAGUUGAAUUUGUUUGGUGUUUCCGCAAGAUUAAAAACUUGUUCAUAACAUGUUUGUUAUUAGUUUUAAUAGUUCCUAAAUAAAAUACGAACUUUUACUUUUGCGCAUGCGUGCUCAUUUAAAAUAAUUUUUCUUCUUUUUCUCCUUUGUUUUCAAUUGGAUGUUUGGUUAGUUUUGUGAGUGCCUAUUUUCUUUAAUUUUGGUUAAAUCUUAUACAGCGUUGUAACAGCAAAACAUAACAAUAAGGAGGGUAGUUUUUAUUUGUGCAAUUUUCAAAUGAUCAUAAAGUAUAACCUCAAAAUCUUUUUUUAAUAAAUAUAAUCGAAUGAUCUGUAUUUUGUUAAAAUAGUCACCAACAUUAAUUUUUUUAAUGUUCCAGCACACAUUUAUUCAGAACUCAUUCCAAACAUUAUUCUGCUGACGCAUGCGUAUCAGAUAAUGUUUGUAACAAGUUUGGAACUCGCUUCGGGAACAAACUUAAUACGUAGCCUGUUCUUGCUCAGGCAGAUGCAGGCUUCCGAUCUUUUCUGGUUUUAUUCUUCCAGAAGUAUCGUGGCCUGUCUCCUGUUCCAAUUAUCGGUUCUUCUACUGUCCAAUUCUUUUUUAAUCUCACCUAAUAUUAUGUUACUGCUGAUUCCGUAGAACGGUUCAGGUCCUACAAAGGCUGUUUGGGCCCUUUUCCUUGCAAGACUAUCUGUAAUAUCGUUACCCUGUACCCCGUUAUGUCCCGGGACCUAAGUGAGAGUAACUCUAUUUUUCUCGCCUAGCUCAUUCAAUUGUUCUAGGCAUCUCUAGACCAUUUUUGAGCUGAUUACGUAAGAGCUCAGCACUUUGAUGGCUGCUUGACUAUCAGACAUGUCUAUGAUAGUUUCUCUCGAUGUUGAACUGGAUACACUUCUCGAUGGCGUGAAUUUCCGCCUGGAAUAUGCUUGGGUAUUUUCCCAAGCUUUCGGAGUGCUUGUUCUCGGCCCAUACACUCCUAUUCUAGUUCCUUCUAUGUUUUUAAAACCGUCCGUAUAACAAUGAAUAGCACGUCUUUCGGUUGCAAGCGCUAUGGAUUAUUGGCUCCAUUCUUUCUUGCAGCCCAGCUCUGUGGUUUUGAAGUUUUUCACAAAAUUGUACUUCUUUAGCAUUUCAUCCUGGGGCAUGUCCCAGGUAUCUUUAGUCCUGACUUUCGUCUGAUUACUCCGUUCCUGAUCAUUUUAUAUCGGGUCCUUUUUGCCACAUUCUCUAUCAAAUGUAGAGGGGUGAGGUUUAAGAUCACCUCUAUUGUGGCCGUAGGACAGGUUCUCAUUGCACCAGUAAUGCAAACACAGGCUAGUCUUUGUACUUUUGAAAUAUUAGCUCUCGUAAAAGCUAAACUAGUUCUGUUACUCCAGACUAUAGCCCCGUAAGUGAUGAUUGGUCCCCCUAUUGCAGUAUUCAUCCAUCGCAGAAGGUUUGGCUUACAUCCUCAUCGUUUGCCUGCAAUGUUUCUGCAUACCAUUAGGGCUUUUGUGGCCUUACUUACUACUUCCUUCUCAUGUGUAUUCCAGAGAAGUUUGUUGUCCAGGGUUAGGCCUAGAUAUUUGACUUUAUUUUUCUAUUCUAUAUCUAUCCCGUCUAAUUUAACGGUUUUGAGAUUAAGUUUUCUUUUCUUGAAAAGGCUACUAGUGUUGUUUUUGUAGGGUUUAUACUAAGUCCCACUUCACGGCACCAUCUUUUAGUAUGUUCUAGUCCUCGUUGGACUAUAUCACACAGGAUAUUACUAAACUUACCACUAGCAAAUAUGACUAUGUCGUCGGCAUAACCUUGACAGGGUAUGCCGAGGUCAGUCAAUCUGCAUAGAAGUUCGUCUACGGUUAGGCUCCACAUUAGUGAGGAUAUAACUCCUCCUUGUGGACAUCCUCUGGUGUCCUGCCCUAGAUGUGUUAUCUACUCCUCUGUAUGCAAGUGCUCUUUUUACAGAUUCGUGUGGCGUGUUGUCAAACGCUCCUUCUAGGUUUAGGAAGGCACACACGACCGUUUCUUUGUUUGUCAAUGCAUCCUGGAUUACGUAAGUCAACUGUACCAAGGCAGUUUCUGUAGAUAUUCCUGCUCGGUACGCGUGUUGGCUGUGAUGGAGUGGCACCCUCUCCAGGACGCAUAUUCGUAAAUCGCCGACAUAUUAGAUACUCGGAUCAGUUCGGUAUCGAACACAACAGCCUCGUAAAAUCUCGACGUGUUAGAACUAAUACGUCGGCGAUUUGCGAAUACGAAUUAUUUAUGCAUUGAUGUACAAUUAGAUACUAUUAGGAUAUGUAUAUUUUGAGUAGUUUAAUACUGCACAUAAUUAGGAAAAUUUGGUAAUUUAAAGUUAAAAAGGUUAAUUGUACAUUUAACAAAAGUAAAUACAGUAGAAAUUAUUGUCGCAUACAUAUUUUUAAAAUUUUAAAUUAACUUUUAUUUUUAGGUAAAAGGAAAUGUGCUAAACCUGUAGUUUACGUUGUCGCGGAUUGGACAUGCGCCAAAGAAAAUGUUUAGAAAUUCAUAAAAAUAUCUUAUUAUUGUAGAAUAUUUUGACGUAUUUUUUUCGUGAAACACCGACUUUUCUUGUCCCCAAAAGUUUGCCUACGCAUGCGCAACAUGCGGCGACGUAAAUAGCAGGAUUGCCGAAAAUUUCAUGUACCUAAGUACUGCUUUUUUGAUUAAGUUUAUUUUUUUUUAAUUAUCUCCUAAUAAUUCCACAUUAUUUUUAACACAUGUCGCCAACGAAUGAGGUGCUUUCGUAACUUUAUUUUUAAUUACUUGAUGUGCGAAAUUUGUUUUUGAAUGCAGUUUCAGGGGUAAAUGGAGAACAGUGGAGGAAAUGCAUUGAUCAUGUUAAAAAGGUGAAAAAUUCUAUUUGGAAAGUGGAUAUAGCAAUAGAAAACUUAAUAGACCCUUUAAUAAUAUACCCCAGAAAAGAUAAUGGUAAUAAUACCAGUAGUUUUUGAUUUUAAAUACUGAGGUGUUACUUUUAAUGCCAAAAGAUUUAAAAAAGUUUAAUCUCAUUAACAACAUAUAAUCUUUCUUUGUUGUUUAUUGGUUAAAUAGAAUUUGUUCAAUGUUAACGUGCAACAAUUUUGUCAGAAGCAUAAGGCUUAUUUUUAUUUUUUGUAAAUAAUAUAACUUUUAAUUUAAAAUUUAAUCUACGAAGUGCCUAUAUACCAUUUUAUAUGUCGUGAUUUUAUUUAUAUUACAGAAACUUAUUUUGCAAAAUAUCCCUAUGGAAUGUGACGUUAUAUUCCCACUUUUACUGCAUUCCUCUUUUAUUCAGACUAUGGGCAAUAAAAAAAGGAAAUAAAACUAAAAUUAAUUGUCUGAUGAGUGAUAAAUAAACAAACAUUUCUUGUUUCAUAAAUCGCCGACGUAUUAGUUCUAACACGUCGGGAUUUUACAAGUUUGUCAUUCGCGGCAUCGGACUUUUCCGAGCUCCUAACGUGUUGGUGCUUUACGAAUAUGCCUCCAGGACUACAUGCCUAAUAAUGUUAUUAACUUACUCAAACUUCACUAAAUAAAUUCAAGGUCUUGUUUUAAUAAUAUUAAAACAUCUUUAUUUUUAGUGGAUCGCUGCAUGGUUCACCCUGUAUAAAAAAUACACUAAGCGAAAUAUUUUAACCUCAAAAUUGUAAACGGGUAAAUAUUAAAUUAUAUAAAUAAUUUUUCUGUGGCGCAAUUAUAGAAUUAUUGACUCUUUGCAAAAAUAUAUUGUGAUUUAAUCGUGAUACACACUGUAACGGUAAAUAUAUCAAACUUUUUUUUAAUGAGAUUCUGACCAAAACUUAUAUUAAACUUAUAUAUGCUACAUAAAGUCAAUUUAUCUUUUCAGUUUAGAAGAAAAAAUAACUAAACUCAGCAAUUCUCCCCUUUAACGCACUGAAUCUUAAAAAAUGGUCCCAGAAUCGCAUUUAAAAUUCGCACAUUUUAAAAAGGUGAUACAUUUAUUAUAUACUUACUGAAAAAUAUAUUUUAUUCUAAAGGGAAUAUUUUAAAAUAUAAGGUGUUUUUUGUUUCUGUACUUUUCUUAAAAUAGAAUAUCUACCAACAAAUAAAUCACCCUGUAUCUUUUGAACAAAUUAAUUUAUAAAUAUAGGAUUUUUAUUUAAUCCUUAGAAAAACAUUUUAAAUUGUACGUUCGCACUAAUAAAUUACUAGAAUAUGUAGUAAACGUGUGUGGGCAACAUUCAAUCUAGCUCGUAUGUUUUAUUAUAAAAAUUCCGAAAAACCUGGUCAGUUUUCAACUUUAAUACCCCGUAUAUAAUUACACUUUUGGUUAAUAGAUUGGGUACAACAUACCAAAGUUUCAUAAAAUUUCACUGACUAUUCCCAAAAUCUAAUCUAAUUACUCAAAAUCUAAAAAUCUCUCAAAAAACCCGAGGUUUAAAAAAUCAUGAUUGCUACACUUUCCUUACUGUAUACAUGAAAGUAAAAAACUGAACAUUUUUAAGACACAACUACAAAAAAACGUAUUUUUUUUAGUAAUAGGUACCUACCUACCUACCUACCUACCUACCUACCUACCUACCAGAAUUUUGAAAAACUUCUUGGUAUAUGUUUAAUAACAAUGCAAAUAGGUAGGUAUGAUCCUAGUGAAAUAAUAUUGUGAAUUGCAAGUCAACCAGACAAAUAUCAUAAAACAAGUUAUUACAUACAAUAAAUAUAUUGUCUAAAACAAAAAUUAGUGUAUUUACUUUUAAUUCCAUUAAUAUUAUUACAAUAAUGAAUCAAAUAGGAUAGCGUCUGAUUCCACAGAUUCCGAAACAAUAAAUGUUGACAGAUACCUAUUAUUCGCCUUUUAUAUAAAAUGCAUUAUCUUACCUUUACUAAAUAAUAAUCAUGUAGUCCAACUAAUUCUUCAUAUUUCUAAUAUAACACAAAAACGAUAAAUAACAAUGUUUUUUCUUAAAAAAUGUUCUUUCACUACUACACACCUGCAGCCAUUUUAAUAUGUCAUAUUCUUAUUUGUGGAGUUUGUAAAUGAAAUCCAUAGCCUACUUAAUAAUUACAAAUUAUUAUGCUUUUGUACCCGAUUUGAAGCAUCUGCAAAUACGUCAAGAUUUGUAUAGGUAUUUUCUCGAAAAAUAGAGGUAGUUUGGUUAAAAUUAACUAAGUAACCGGAUGUUAAUUUUAAUUUUGUAUUCUGUUUUAUUUGGUUAAACUGUCAAAUACAUAUUUUUUCUUAUUCAAAAGGCUACGUUGGUUGGGCUUAAUUUGAAUGCACUUCUAGGUAUAAUUACAUCGUUGCCACGUCUACUUAACUGAAUUGAAUAGUAUAGGCACUGAGUAUAGAAUUGGAUUAAAACUUAAACAGCAUAGCUAUAAAAAAUACUGAUCGUUCGAUUAAAAAUUAUGUAAUUUAUUUCUUUACAGAUGUACAGGGUGUUAAAAUUACCUAUCUGAUUGAUUUUAAUAAAAUUUUUACAGUUUGUUGACAAAUUUAUGAAGUGGGUUUCGAACGAUUAUGUUAGAUGAUUUUACAGAUUAUACAGUGUGAAUCAAAAACUGUGUCAUCUGAGUUUUUUUAAAUAAAAUUUCAAAAACAAAUGUUACGUUUGAGCAGAGCAAGUAGAUUUUUUAGUCACGUGACAUCGAGCAAAUCAUAUCAAUGGAGCAAAUGAAAAAAGAACGGUUUCGAGUAAAAAAAAAAAACAAAACGAGGUACUUUGCAAAUGCAGCAAAUAUAUCAAGUACGAGGGAACUUCUUUUUUAAUAUACAGGAUGUUAUUUUUUUUAACGGUGUCUUAUUAGUAUCUAAAAAAGAUUUUGACCCAUUUUAGUGAAAUUUUCACAAUUUGUUGAUAACUUCAUGAAGUGUGUUUCGGAAUGAUUUUACAUGAGUUUACAGGUCAUACAGUGUGAUUAAAAUAGUUUGCGUUAUCUGAUUUUUUUAUUAAUAUCUCAGAAAAACUUUUUUUUAAGAGAUGGUAGCGUAAAAUCAAAUAUUAACUAAAAAUAAAUAAUAAUAAAAAAAAUAACAUGUAUUCAACAUAAAACAUUGUGCAACAGUUUUUGCACACUAUAAUUUUUCUACGACCACAAUUUUUAGGUUUUACGAAAUAAAACAAGGUAUAUAAUAUAUUUUCAUUUGUUUUUAAAGAGCGAGUAGUAGAGCUAGGCGUCAUAUAUGCAACGACAUAUAUUUAUGUGAACGUAGGUAUACAGGGUACGGUGGUCCAGUUUGUAUCGUCAGUAUUUUACCAGCCAAUAAUUUAUUAUAAAAUAAAUAUUGUUUGUCCGAUACAACAUUGUUUAAUUUUAAUUUCUUUUUGAUAUACAGGAUGAGAAUUUUUUAGUAGUUUUUUUAUUAAUUUACAAAAGAUUUUGACCGAUUUUAUAUAUAUUUGUGUUUUAAUUAUUUAUUAUCUGACUAUCUAGAUCCUUUUGAAAUUUUCCUACAGCUUCAAAUGUUUUACUUCUACAAUGCUAUGGGUAUAAGAACUUUCUUAAAAAACAUGUAGAAACGCACAAUAGAGAACUAAUUUGACUAUUUCAUUUUGUAAAUCUUGAUCUAUCUUGGUCUUCACAGAUUGUGUUUGAAUCAUCUUACUCAACGUAAUAAAUUAAUUAAGUUGACUAUCUCCCUAGACCAAAUAUCAGCGACUAUUUCUCUAGAGAAAUAGUCAAUAUUUGGUCUAGUGAAAUAGUCUUUCCAAAUAUAACACAACCUUGAUUAAUAUUCUGCUAUUUUUGUUGUUGCUAAAUUUCUCGAACAUUUUACAAUUUAAUUCUACAUAAUUUUGGCAUUAAUAAUCAAUUGAUUAAUAUCAAAAUAUUCUCGAGAUUUAGAUUCAAUAAAAAUAGCUGACUAUUAUCAAGGUCUUGGUAUAUUACUCACGAUAAUUAAUAAUUGAUAAUUAUACCUGGUUCAUUUAGAUGGUUAUAUGCAAAACAAAUCAAUGUAUUUCCACAAUAAACUUAUUUUCAGUCUAGUAUACCCAAUAACUAUGCCAUUUUUAUUUAACUUCCGUUUUUGUUUUCUUUUUUAUUUUUUCCUAUCAACUUCGUUACAAUUUGAUUCUUUACCAUAUAAGAGCAGAAAACAAUUUAAAAAUGUGGUAUUUUUGUGUUGUUAAUUUUAAGUUGAAUUACAUAUGAACUGGAUUAACCCUUUUCCCUGAAGAUGGUCCAUAUUUGUUUUUAAUGGAACUUUCAACUAUUUUCUUUAUGUAGAUAAGUUGGCUAUGUUACUGGCCUCUUAAUAUUAAGAAAUAAGCCUAAUCAAAUCCUAAAUUCAAAAAUUUUAAAUUCUGCCAAAAAUAGUUAUUAUAAAAUAAAAUCAGCAUCAUAUCAAAUUAUCAAUUCAUUUAUUUAUAUUUAUCUAAAAAGCACUUGAUUUGUUCGUGUUUUUUAUUCUUCUUUCUUGGAUUAUAUUCUGAAUAUCUAAAGGAAAAUUUAUUGAAUUAAAAAUUCAACAAAACUGCACUUUAAGAAAGUGUAUGAUAUCUGAUUUUCAUAACCAUUCUCGAUUUAAAAAAAUGUGAACUGCUUAUACUCUGCUAAAAUAAUUUGACACCGUAUAUUCUUCAAUAUAUCUCAGGUCCUAAACAUGGAAUAUUUUUUAAACAAAAUAAAAUAUUUUGACAAAAUAGCCCAUAUUAAAUAAAUUUAAAGACAUACCAUGAACACAGUUUAGGUUUUGGUAUUUUAGGCAGAAAUUAUUGUAUGUUUAUUUAGUUAAGGUUGAUGUAUAUAUAUUUUUUUAUAAAAAUAUUUAAG